Messenger RNA from Penicillium malachiteum, 1389 nucleotides. Its product is annotated as putative oxalate decarboxylase. Lineage: Eukaryota; Fungi; Ascomycota; Eurotiomycetes; Eurotiales; Aspergillaceae. The coding region runs from base 1 to 1389 and encodes 462 amino acids. The record is from RefSeq and is a predicted model, not a curated record. The transcript has 8 exons. Gene Ontology annotation, biological process: oxalate metabolic process.
AUGGCUUUACCAUCCUUGGGUCGGAGUCUCUUUCUCCUUCCUGCUCUCCUUGCCGCUGUCAAUGGAGCACCAACUAAAAGGAGUACCAACCCACCAUUGAGAGGAUCUGAGGCUUUAGUCGGCUAUUCCUCUACUGAGAAGGUCCCCAGCGGGACUCAGCCGGAUAUAAAGUAUAGCCUUGUUCCAGGUCAAACAGACAGCGCGGAUCUCGGUCAAUACUUGGACUUUGAAAAUGCUGAUAAUCCUCAGCCUAUCCGAGGAGCAACUGGUAGUGAUGAUCCUGGUCCACGUAACUACUGGUACGAUAGAAUCAACAGUGAUAAGCUGGCGCCACCUGGGACAGACAACGGUCUAACUAUCAAUGCGCAAUGGCCAAUGGGUCUCAGUCACAAUCGACUAGGUAUUGAUAAUGCUGGAUGGGCUCGUCAGGAGAACGUCGAAGUCAUGCCCGCUGCGACUGAAAUGGCUGGAGUUGAUAUGCGACUUGAGCCUGGUGCCUAUCGGGAGCUGCAUUGGCACGUUGCUGCAGAGUGGUCUCUAGUGCUAAAUGGAUCAUGUCGAAUUCAGGCCGUCAAUGAGAAUGGAGAGACAUUCGUUGAUGAUCUCACUGCAGGUGAUGUCUGGUUUUUCCCGCCAGGUAUCCCCCAUUCAAUCCAGGCGUUGGACGAUGGUGUCGAAUUUCUUCUGGUCUUUGAUCAGGGAACCUUCGAUGAGGACAACACAUUCCUUGCUACAGAGGUCUUCCUGCACACCCCGCUUUCUGUUCUUGCCAAGGAUCUUGGUGUUCCCGUCUCGGCAUUCGAUAAUAUCCCGGAUGAUGAGCUGUAUAUCUUCCAAGGAACCCCUGCACCAGAGGACAUUGAGGAGCAAAACGUUACUACCGCAUCUGGUGUUGUUCCACGCACCCAGAGCUACUCCUAUCACUUCUCUGAACAGCCAGCUCAUGAGGUUGCUGGAGGAUCAGUUAAAAUCGUGGACCCGCUCACUUUCCCCAUUGCUGAGAAUUUCUCGGCGGCUAUUGUUACUGUACACCCUGGUGGAAUGCGUGAGAUUCACUGGCACCCUACUAGUGAUGAGUGGACAUUCUUUAUUGAAGGACAGGGUCGAGCCACACUCUUCACUGCGGCUGAUUCUGCAACCACUUUUGAUUACCGGGCUGGUGAUGUCGCUUACUUCCCUCAGUCUAACAGUCAUUACAUCGAGAAUACUGGCGAUUCUGAUUUGGUCUUUGUGGAGGUACUCCAAGCCACAGAAUUCACAGAUAUGGCCCUUGGACAAUGGCUUGCUUCUACUCCCAGACAAAUUGUCAAGGAUACUUUGAACUUGAGCAAAGAGACACUCGCUUCGCUCAAUACCACCAAGCAGUAUGUUGUCGCCGGCAACACUUGA